Molecule: messenger RNA, 1333 nt
Organism: Cuscuta campestris
Lineage: Eukaryota; Viridiplantae; Streptophyta; Magnoliopsida; Solanales; Convolvulaceae
Source: the annotation of a GenBank genome assembly
UACAAGUAUUGGUGCGUUAACAAAAAUUUACACGGACACAUAGUGUUGGUGCGUUAACAAAAAUUAGUUUUACAUCAACACAAAAAAUUGGUGCAAACAUGCGGUGCACAAAAUGAGAUACAAAAGUUUGUGAUAUAAGCUUUAUCCAAUAUUUAAAAAAGGGCCAAAAUUCCAAAUUGGGUUAUGGAAUGGAAAGUUGAAAUGGAUGAGGCAGAUGAAAUAGUGAGGGCGUUGGAAUCUUCCUUGUCCCGUAUCAAAUGGCGCCUCAAGCCCUCCUCCAAGCGUCGCCUUCAAACCGACAUGUUGGCAUUGUGCACUGGGAUGAGGCCGGUUGUGAUGGUGGAUUAUGGCGGAAAGAUGCCGGAACUGCAACAAAAGCUCUGUGCUUUCCUCAAACAAUGCAUAAAUGAGUCUUUGGGAUUUGAAAAUCUUCGGGUAAUGAUUAUUGAAGACAUGAUUUAUUUGGUUCAUCUCAAAACAUUUGAUGAAUAUGUGAAAUCGAGCACCAACUUGGAAUCCGAAUUGCUCUAUAUAGACCUUGAACAAGAUCCUCCAAAGAUGAUAACAAGAACUGAUGAGAAAGCUGCAAUUCACGCGCUCGUACUGGCACAGAAACUAUUUUCAUCGCUUUUUUCGGAAGGCGAAUCAAGUACUAAUUAUUUGGAACAAUGUAGUAGAGAUUCGGCAUUCAAAAACAAGCCAAAUAGUUUGCAGUCCUCCGAGCUUAUUGAUCUCAGUAGCAGCAUUAAAGAAACUGGGGUCACCAUUCCAACACUUAAUGGAUGGCUACUUGGGUAUCCAGUAGUGUACUUAUUUGGGCAGGAUCACAUUGAAGAUGCCAUAUACAACCUCUCCACCAAGUCACUUCAUAUCUUCCAGAUUUUUGCAUCCAGAAAGGGCGCAGGCAAGGAUGAUCGACCUCAGUCUCAAAGCGAAGAAUUACUAAGUUUUUCUGUUCCUUGUGAGCUGAGCUUGGAGGGGAGCGGCGAAAAAUGGGCAAAGGGGUUUUUAGAUCGCAUGCGGGAGAGGCAAACGAAACACGACCGCGUUUGGGCAUCCCUUAGGAUGGAGGUCGUUGGUUGCUAUCCACAGUCUAUUGCAUUCUAGUGUAAACUUUGUGGUUACUUUAAGACCAAAGUGAGAGUGAAAAGCAGGGCAAGUGUGUUUGUGUUUUUGAUACUACUGUCUGGUUUUGGGGGCAAUGAUUGUUUGCAUCCCUUUUACACACGAGUACACUCCCUCUCCUGGUCGUACUGAGUGCUUUAUUAACCACCAUUACAACCUAACCCAUUUCCACGAGUUUGCCCUUUGCAAAUAAGGUAUAGACAUAAAU